Messenger RNA from Entamoeba invadens IP1, 4185 nucleotides. RefSeq lists its product as hypothetical. NCBI's taxonomy places the organism in Eukaryota, Evosea, Mastigamoebida, Endamoebidae. Gene Ontology annotation, cellular component: cytoplasm; nucleus. The transcript has 2 exons. The coding region runs from base 1 to 4185 and encodes 1394 amino acids. Gene Ontology annotation, molecular function: GTPase activator activity. The record is from RefSeq and is a predicted model, not a curated record. Gene Ontology annotation, biological process: regulation of small GTPase mediated signal transduction; positive regulation of GTPase activity.
AUGAGCAAGAAGCAAGUCAAAAUGUCCACUCCGUUUCAACCGGUGACAGAAGUGAAGACAGACCCCAAAGCGCUGAAGAAAUACCAACAGACUUUCACUGGAAAAGACGUGACAAUAGCAGUCAAGUCGUUACUUUCAAUGAUGUCAUUAGGUCAAACAGUAGUCCCGUCGUCUUAUUUUUCGUCAAACACUGAUGCUCUCAAACGGUGUUUAGGUGAGAUAACCAACUCUAUUGACAAUUUAUUGAAAAAGGGGGGUCAUAGUUUAAGUGUUCAAGAGAUCGAGGUCAUGUUAAGUGUCGUUAAAUUUUCUGCUUCUUAUUUAACGGUGAACGACAUCUCCCAAUUAUCUCCUAUUUUAAGUAACUUUUUAUGUAAAGACUCCAACGUCGAAGUCCGGAAAAACGUCUUCAAGUGUUUGUUGGACUUAAUGAAAAUCCAAAAUAACAUUGGCGAUAUGUACGGCAAAUUCUUCUUACCAAGUUUCAAUCUGCGAUCGUUUUUAACACCGGAACAAGAGCCCCAAAUAUCAGAGAAUCAAGUUCCCACGAUCAAUUCAAACUCGAAUGUCUACUGCCCCUCGGAAGGACUCGAUUUGAAGGCACAAGAGAACUUCUCCAUCACACUCAUCGAAAUUUUCUUUAAAGAACUCUUCUUGUCGCAAGAGAACUUCAAGUUGUACUCCCCACUCUUCCACCAACUCAUCUGUUGCGUCAUUCCUAAUUAUCAGAAAAUCCCUACACUCAGCACAUUGAACGUCCAACACCACUUUAACACAAAUGACGUCCCAACGCGAUUGUAUCACAAGUUGGGCGAAGAAGUGAUGAAUGCAGCUAAAGGGCCGUUUUCUAGAAUGUUGGUCUUGGACGACCGUUUUCUAGCUAUUUUAGUCCACUUUUACACGGAAAUGACUUCCGUCUUUAAACCGAACGACAAGGAAAUGAUCGAAUCGUUCCUUGUGAUGUACAAAGACUUCUUCUUUGUUGGUCAGUCGAAUCUGCAGACCAUUUUAAAGGAGCGGCUGACGACAAUUCAAUUCAAAAUUAUCGAAACGCCGGGGCUUUGGUUCUCGCAAAAGUUCUUAAGUGCAAAUUUGACGAAUGAAGCGACGAAAUCGCUGAUGGAACUUAUUAUAGGAUUUUACGACAAAUUUGCGUUGAUGGAGAAAGACCUGACUCCUUCCCUGAAGAGCACUAUAUUGUCGACCGUCACGACGUGCUCAAUAAAUUUCUUACAAAAUGUGAAGAAUGAAAAUUACGUACCUUAUAAGAAGGAAUUGCUGAACACCUUAUUUAUAUUACAUUUGCUAUGGAUGCAAUAUGAAGGUGACUGGCUCGAUUUACUCGAGAAAUUGCGACCGUAUUUUGAUGUCGAUGUUCUGACAGUCAUUCAAAACAAAUUGGAACAUUUGACCGUCGCGCUGUGUCAGAAGAUAUACCACCCCUCUAUCUUCUCUAUUAAACUCCCAAUAGAGAUGAGCGAGUAUAUCACUAACUUGAAAGUCGAAGAGAAGUACGACACCCCACACACAGAACCUAAACUUGAGGCAAUUAAGACAGUGUGGGAUGUUAAAAGAAUACGAGAGAUGUGGCUCUUAAUAUUCAAAUUUUUGGACCACCCACUGCAAGUUGGGAAUGUCGAAACUGUCACAAAGAACAUUCAAAUCCUCUGCGAGUUGGUCAAGUUACUUUCAUUUGCAGAGGAAGUCUCCACGUUAGAAGUGACUGAAGACACAUCUGCGCCAAAGCCAGCGAUGCGACAAAGUCAGUGGAACGUCCAACCGACUAAUUGGAAAAAUUCAAGAAAGACAGCACAAGUGCCUUUGGCGACUUCGACGAUAACAGCAGAGCAAAUUUCAACGCCUCGAGAUAACACCUUCCAAUUCACUAAUGGACUCUUCUUACCAAUUCAAGAACUCUUCUUCCCUAUUCUCGUUGAAAUUAUAGUAAAGCCACAGUCAAUGGUAACAGAAGCAUCGAGGUGUCUCUGCUUCAAAGCAGUCUCUAGAAUAGCGUCAAGAGCCUUCCCAAGGUAUGACGAUAUAGUCUACGACAUCUUCACAUCUUUAGUCCAAAGUAUUCAUUUACAAACAAUCGACGUGCAAUGGGCCUUCAUCUCAAGUGCUUACAACAUCUUCUCCCAUCCUGAAAACAAAAACAUAGCGGCGUUGCCUUCAGUGAUUCAAUCACUCUCAAGACUGACGGUCGGAAGCGCUACAUUAGAAGACCAAGUGAAGUGUUGUUCCUUGAUCUCAUCUUUAUUGAUGAUAGAGUACAACUACCCCAAUCUACUCGAAGUCUUCAAAGCUGCAUCUUUGCCACUCGCUCAAAACUACUUGCAGACCCUCAUUAACAUCAUUAUUGGGGCUUUAAGAAUCAUGUCACAGCCACAGACGCAAUGCAUCUUAUAUUGGUGCUUUGCCAAUUUGUACUUAAUUGCACUUGAAAUGAAGGCAGAUGUCGACUUUAGAAUCUUCUUGGAUAUCUUCUUUGAAGGAGUGAGGAGUCCAUGCUACCUCAUCUACACCACUUCCCUUCAAAUCGUUUCAUAUUUGGCUGUCAAUGCGAAAUUGAUACCUGAGAAUGUCGUGAACUAUAUUGUAGACGCACUCUGUAAUAUCAUCUUGACUUGUCCUAUUACAGUGGAUUGCGUCUCAUUCAUCUUCGAUGUCCUCUCUCGUUGGUUACUGAGCUAUGGAAAGAACUUAUUCUCCGUCCACUUGAUCGACGAGACAACUCAUCGCCUCUUCCAAGUCAUCCAGAUGGUUCUUAACACAGAAGAACCCCCAGCUAAUGCGGACAGACCAUCCACUUGUGUCCCCCCACACAUCUCUGCUCAGAGAUUUGUUGCUCUCCUCUCACAAGUCGUCUUUGGAGAUCCAACAGAGCAUGGGAUGUUCAAAUGUUCCGAAGCGAAUAUACCGGACCAAGAGAAAGCAAAGUACUUUGCUUAUGGAGAGUCGAUCAUUUCAGUGUUACCAUCCCAAAGUUCACACACAAGAGUCUUUAUACGAAAUAUGUAUGGGAUGUACGAAUUUGAAGUCUCUCCAAUGCAGACACUGACGGACGUGGGAAUACCAGACAUUAAAGACGACUUCAAGCCAAUAGCACAGAUCCCAUGGGCUAAGAACAACAAAGAGACGGGAAUACCAAAACCAGUGACAUACACAGACACCAACUUGUUGAGUCAAUUAAUCGACGACGUCUGUAAGGACGACGCGAGUUUGAUGAUGUGCGAAUUCCCAGAAGAUGUCAUGAAAGUCGAUGAGUACUACCAAUACAUUAAUAAGGUGGAGGAGGUGAUGGGGAAACUCUCAACGGAGAGUGACACGGGUGUGAGUAAAGCGAUAGAUGUGGUAGACAUCCCCGUCCGGCAACUUGACUUGAGUGAUAGUGUCCGAAAUGAGUUGAUGGAGUACUUACAGAACAUCUUGUCGUUGUAUUCCAUGAACGACAAGUUAUUAGUUCCUAUCGAGAAGACCCCAUCCUUCUUAAAUGAGCUCACAAAACUCGACCGAUUGAGUGGGAGAGUCUUUUUCAAGAGCACGAUAAUAUAUGUGGGAGAAGAGGACUUUGAUUUUGAGAAGGUCCAAGCGCGAAGUGACGUGUCUUGUGAGUACAAGCAAUUUAUGCGAAGCUUGGGGUGGUAUGUGGAUGCCUCUUCCAUAGCGUGUGACCCUGUUUUAUGUCAGAAGAUCCCAGAUAAUGAACUUUUGUAUUACGCGGACUCACAGAACGAAUUUGUGUUUGAAGAAGUGUAUAAGAUGCAAACAGUCGAGACGAAGACGAUGGCGGAGAUGUCAUCUUUGGUACAUAUAGUGUGGGACGAAGGCAUUAAACCAUAUCACCCAUCACUCCUUGGGAAACAAGCGGAAGUUGUGAUCGUCAUCAAGCCAAGUAUGUGUGGGACGUACUCUGUGAAUGUCUUCCGAAAGGGUGGAAUGGUGAUUGAAGGGCCAUUAAUGAAUAAUAUGAUCGUCACUGGGGAUCAACUUGGGAAGAUGGUGAGAGAACAAAUCAUUAAUACACACUUCUGUUACUUAGGAAAUGGGUACUUCUGUAUGGACGGUUACUCAAAUAGAUUCCAACAACUCGUCAAGUUGUCAUCACUCGGGCACCCAACUAAAGACUACACACUCUGUAAGGAAUUACAGCUCAUUUUGGAUGAAAAGAAUAAUGAAAAGUAA